This is a messenger RNA of Anas platyrhynchos (mallard), 5245 nucleotides long. RefSeq names its product suppressor of cytokine signaling 7 (gene SOCS7). Gene Ontology annotation, biological process: phosphatidylinositol phosphate biosynthetic process; intracellular signal transduction. Gene Ontology annotation, molecular function: 1-phosphatidylinositol-3-kinase regulator activity. The record is from RefSeq and is a predicted model, not a curated record. Lineage: Eukaryota; Metazoa; Chordata; Aves; Anseriformes; Anatidae. Gene Ontology annotation, cellular component: phosphatidylinositol 3-kinase complex.
GGCGGAGGGAGGGGCGGCGGCGGCGGCAGCGGGGGGGGGCUCCCGCUGCGGGCCGGGCCAUGCGGCGGCCGUAGCGAUGCAGCGGGCGGAACUGCGGGACGGGGAGGCGGCGGCGGCGGCCGCGGCCUCGUACCGGGUGCUCAGCCGCCUGCUGGGCUAUGGGGCCGCACCGGAGGCGGGCGCGGUGGCGGCGGGCGGCGGCGGCGCCGUUACCGGCGGGGCGGGCGCGGGGCCCACGGGCCCCGGCGGGGGGCGGCUGCCGCUGCCUCUGCCCCUCCCCGCCGCGGCGGCGGCGCUGCCGGGCGGCGGGGCGCUGCGGGGCCCCCGUCCGCCGCCGCAGCUGAUGGUGUUCCGCAACGCGGCCGAGGGGCGGCCCGGCGAACCGGAGGACGGCGGCCCCGCGGCGGGCGGCGGCGGCGGAGAGGGCCCGGCGGCGGCCGGCACCGAGCUGCUGUGCCCGCGGCACCGCUGCGCCCUGGAGCCCAAAGCGGCGGCGGCGGCGGCGGCUGCGGGGCGCUGGGGGCCGCCGGGGGGGCUGGAGCUGCAGCUGGCGGCGCUGGGGCUGCGGCCACCGGGGCUCGGCCCCAAGGGUCCCGGGGGGUGCCCGUGCCUCGGGCCGCCGCCACCCGCCGGCCCCGCCGCCGAGGAGACGAGCGAUGCGCUGCUGGUGCUCGAGGCGCUGGAGCCCGACGAGGCCGGCAGCGGCUCCGAGGAGGAGGCGGGGAGCCCCGACGGGCAGGAGCCGCCGCGCGGAGCCGCCCGCGCCAACGGGAGGAGCGGGACCGGACCCGGUGCCAGCCUCGGUCCCGGUGCCGGUGCCGGUCCCGGCCCCGUGCUGCCGCCGCCCGGGGCAGGCUGCAGGAAGGGCUCGCUGCGGGUCCGCCUCCGCCGCCUCUUCCGCACCAAGAGCUGCAGCGGAGGCUCGGCCGCCGGGGACGCCGCCGCCGCCACCGGGAGCCGCCGGGCCGGGGACCUGCCCGCCUCGGCCGGGAGCCUGACCGAUGUGUGCGGGGCCCGCGGCCGCGAGCAGGAGGCGGGCAGGAAACACAGACUGACAAGAACUCAAAGUGCCUUUUCCCCGGUUGUUUUCAGCCCCCUCUUCACAGGUGAAACGGUGUCACUGGUGGACGUGGACAUCUCCCAGCGAGGACUGACCUCCCCUCACCCUCCAACGCCGCCGCCUCCUCCACGACGAAGCCUCAGCCUGCUAGAUGAUAUCAGUGGGACGCUGCCUACAUCUGUCCUAGUGGGUCCGAUGGGGUCUUCCCUGCAGUCUUUCCCUCUGCCUCCGCCUCCUCCACCCCAUGCCCCAGACGCCUUCCCCCGGAUCGUGCCCCUCCGGCCCAUGGAGACGGCGCCCAGCCAGCCCGCCCCCCACCUCCAGUGCCCCCUGUACCGGCCGGACUCGAGCAGCUUCGCAGCCAGCUUGCGGGAGCUGGAGAAGUGCGGGUGGUACUGGGGGCCCAUGAACUGGGAGGACGCGGAGAUGAAGCUGAAAGGGAAGCCGGAUGGGUCCUUCCUGGUCCGAGACAGCUCUGAUCCCCGCUACAUCCUGAGCCUCAGCUUUCGGUCGCAGGGCAUCACCCACCACACCCGGAUGGAGCACUACAGAGGGACCUUCAGCCUGUGGUGCCAUCCCAAGUUCGAGGACCGCUGCCAGUCUGUGGUGGAGUUCAUAAAGAGAGCGAUCAUGCACUCCAAAAACGGGAAGUUUCUUUACUUCCUGCGAUCCAGGGUCCCAGGUCUCCCCCCGACACCCGUCCAGCUCCUGUAUCCAGUCUCCAGGUUCAGCAACGUCAAAUCCCUUCAGCACCUUUGCCGCUUUCGGAUCCGGCAGCUGGUCCGGAUCGACCACAUCCCCGAGCUGCCGCUGCCCAAGCCCCUGAUCUCCUACAUCCGCAAGUUUUACUACUACGACCCCCAGGAGGAGGUGUACCUGUCGCUGAAGGAAGCCCAGCUCAUCUCCAAACAGAAGCAGGAGGCCGAAUCCUCCACGUAGCGAGGCCGGCGGGCCCCUCGUGUUGCUGUCACUGAUGGAAUUUGGUUGUUGCCAUCCAGAAGCCCAAGUCAGGCAGUGGUGGGGACGAGGCCCGUGAAGGUGAAGCCUGCUUCUGCGGUGUGACUUCUGCUCUCAAGCUCUUUCAUCAAGAGAAGAGGGCUCAAGACUCCUAAGAAGCACAGCAGAAGGGGACCGAGGGUCUCGGCUCCUGGCUGAGGGCGAGGGGGCCUCGGAGGCAGCUGAGCCCAGCUCGCGGACUCCUGGCAGAACAAAGAAUGUCGCGGCACUCUGUACGAGCUGUGGAAAGUUUUAUUUUUGAUGUCUUCAUUUUUAUUUUUAUUUUUUAAUUUCGGUUUAUUUUCAGCAUGAGAAACACUGUCUUAUGAUCAGCUGAAUUUUAUUAUCCUCCCUUGGAAACUUCGAGGUGAGGAGAGAGAAGGGGACUCUCUGGGAAGAUCGCCUGCUCUGGGCACUGUGUUGGGACUGCUCUGCGGAGGGGAGGCAGCUGGAGCCAGGACCUCAGCAGUUCCCCAGAGCAGCCUCAGGGGAGCACGGGGCACGGCUCCCCUGCUCCCUGCCAUCUGGAGAAGAGGGCCAGGCCUCGUCCCGGGCAGCCGGGCUUUGCAGGAUGGCCUUAAAUAAAGCUGGGCCCAAGGAAGGAAAAGCCCACGAGCCAUUCGGAUGUCCUGGAGCCUUCUGCCACACGGCGUGGCCGCUGCUGCAGCGGGGAGCGAGGGCUGCCCCUUGGGGGGGGUGGCGGCGUUCCCCUCGACAAACACUGGAAGAUUUCACUGGAAGGUGGCAGGGCUGUCGCUGGGACCUCGGCAGCAGCCCGUGGACCGAAGGUACCUGCCGGAGUGAUCCCGGGACAUGCACUUUGAGCCUCUCUGCUGGCUGUCUCUAGAAGCUGUGAAUGAAGUGGCUUUCUACUGAGGUGUGGAGGGUCCCCAUGGGUGGCUGCUGGGGCAUGGAGGUCUCUGGGGUGACUCGGAGCAAGGAGCAGCUGAGGGUUCUUCUGAGGGUUCUUCUGGAGCUCGCUGCUUCCCCUUCCUGGGAUGUCCGUGGAGCCACAGCAGCUCAGGACCAGGACACCGGGAGGGACGGCAGCUCGUGCUGAGCUGCUGGGCUUAGCUCUGGCUGCAGCACCCGCAUCCCUCUCGGUCCUGCUCUGUUUCAUCCAUCGCAGCAGCUGCAAAGAGUUUGCAUUUCCUGGUGAAGUUUAAAGCUUGCCCGAAGCGAUGCUGAGGAUUCUCGAAGGAUCUUUUCUCCUGCGUUGAAACCAGCCCGUGUUCUGGGGUGACAGAAACGCCCCCGUCCCACAACCACGAUGCUGUGUGUGGCCUGGGUCUGCGGAUGGGGUCAGUGCCCCGUGAGCUGGAUGCGGUUGUUCGGGAGCUGCUGGGACUUUGUUCUCGCCCUGUGGAAUGAUCGAUGUCCUUGAAUUAGGCACAGUCCUGUGGAUCUUAAAGCAGCCUUGAAAAAAUCCCGAUUGUCUGCCUAUGCCAAGUGCUGCUGCGAAGGGUGCUAACUAAUCCUGCUCUCCCUUUCUGAACCACCACCUCUGGCCUCGCUUUCAGUCUUGGAUAAAAAAAAAAAAAAAGUUUUUUACAAGAUUUGGCUUCCAGAUGAAACCAAUAAUCUUCAAAAUCUGUAGACAUACCUCACUGGACACUACCCGCUGCUGGUUGUGUUGUGUCGUCGGGUAUCAGGACGGGGUGGCCGCCCCACAAGGUGCUGGCGUUCGUCCCCCUGCAGCCCUUGCUGCGUCCCCCCCCCGUAGCCCCCCAGCUCCUUCCAAGCCAUCGGCCUGCAGAAGGUGCAGCUGCUCCGACCAACGCACAGCACAACGGGGGGAGGCAGCCGUGGCCUUGUGCAAGGGAAACCUGACCAUCAGAGCCCCGAAUAUCAGCUCACCCGGCCCUGCUGCCCCUCAGCUGCCACCAGGCUGAGGGUUUGGAUCUUCCAACUUACCCGAAUGCUGGAACAGAAAAUCCUCCCCACAGCCACGGCUGGGCUGAUGCCUCAAGUGUCUUACGCUGCACCCACAAAGCAGGAGUGCGCCCCAUGCAAAGGUCUGCAAGGCUUCCACCCCCCCAAAGGAGACCCCAGAGAUGAGGACAUGAGGGCAUGGGGUCGGUGAUGUUCUCCUGGCUGUGACCUCCUGGCCAGCAGCGUGGCCUGGGGGAGCUGUGACUGUCCCCUUGUCACAGGCUGGCAUCUCCCAGGCGUGGCGGUGGCAGCAUUUUCGUUCCAUCUCUGGUCUGGUUUGGGGGGAGUGGGCAUUGCUGGUGCAAUAACGGCUGGGUUUGGGAAGGGGAAUGGCCAGACUGGGGGAGCAGCAGCACUGGGAUGGGGCAUGGGGCCGGCUGUGCCCUCAAUGGGGACAAAAACGCACAAACCUGCUCUGCAGUGGCAGCAGGGUGGGACAGCCCCCGUGUCCAUCAGGAGCUCCGUGACACCCCUGUCCCUAAAACAUCCCGGCUGUGGGGCAGCUGCUGGGUGCUGCCCGGCUGUGCUGCUGCGCCUGUCCUCGUGCCAGGGCGCUGUUUGCCUGGCACUUCUCAGCUCAGCAUCGAUCUCCUUUCGCGGCCAAAGGAAGGGGAAGAAGAGGUCAGCGUGGUUUGUCUGGGCAGCCUCGUGCCCCCCGUGCUGCUGGGGGGGGAGCAGAAGGGGGCCGAGCACCCAGAAACCUCCUCCUGCCCCCCCGGGCACGCGGCACCUUACAUAUUUACAUAUCGAUCCCAAUUUAAACCCCAGAGAUUUUCUCAUGGAAGUGUUUUCUGUGUGAGCACGUGCAGGGAGGCAGCGAGCUGGGGGCAGUGCGAGGCUGUGCCCCCCCCAGGAGGCUUGGUGAUGCUCAGGGGACCCCUUUUUGGGGAGCCCUUUGGGGGCUCCCCAGCAGCAGGACCCCCAAGGGGCACCUUCCAGCCUUUGGCCUCAUUCCGUGCAGUUAACAUCCGACACCUGCAUGGAUUUACACAGAGCCCAAGGCUGAGCCUGCCCCUUGGGGGGCCGGGUGCCCACCCCCAGCCUUUACCUGGGAAAUAAAUCCCUGGUGGAAGCUGGGGGGGGCUCCCAGGUGGAAACGGAGCCGGGGGCAGGAGCAAAGGGCAGCGAGCAGCAGGGCCGGGGGGCUCCGACCGGGCACCGCCUCCCAUAGAAAUGCAGCUUUGCUUAAUUUUCUUUUGAUUUUUAUUUUAUUUUGUGUGUGUGUGUGCUUAAUUUAUUAAAAUAGUUGCUGUAUAA